Toxorhynchites rutilus septentrionalis is the source of this 513-nucleotide messenger RNA. RefSeq lists its product as uncharacterized. The coding region runs from base 1 to 513 and encodes 170 amino acids. The record is from RefSeq and is a predicted model, not a curated record. Gene Ontology annotation, molecular function: DNA binding. Gene Ontology annotation, biological process: regulation of DNA-templated transcription. NCBI's taxonomy places the organism in Eukaryota, Metazoa, Arthropoda, Insecta, Diptera, Culicidae. The transcript has a single exon.
AUGGAUAUCGAACAGAAACGUAGUGCUUUAAUUGCCUUGUUCCUAGCUGGGAAAUGUCAGGAAGACAUAGUUCGUGAGCUGUCCGCUUUACCUGUUUGCAGAAAUUUUGUACACCGUACAGUUAAAAGAUACCUGGAGACCGGAAGUACCAAAAGACGAUAUGGCGGGGGACGUCAAGCUACUGUGGUGACACCUGCCAUGGUGAAGAUCGUCAAGAAGCGCCUUAAAAGAAAUCCUCGACGUAGUGCCACUAAAUUGGCGAAGGAUCUCAAAAUAUCGGAUCGGAGUCUCCGUCGGAUCCUGAAAGAUAAAGUACAGUCCAAACCUUACAAGAUCCAAAAGGUUCAAGACCUUUCGAUGAAGCAAAAACAAGAACGGGUAAAAAGAGCGAAAGCGCUGCUGAAGAGGGCCGCGGAAGGAAGGUUGAAGAAUAUCGUGUUCACCGACGAGAAACUCUUCACCGUAGCGCAGUUCGUGAAUAAGCAGAACGACAGAGUUUGGUUGCCAGAAUGA